Molecule: messenger RNA, 2698 nt
Organism: Punica granatum (pomegranate)
Lineage: Eukaryota; Viridiplantae; Streptophyta; Magnoliopsida; Myrtales; Lythraceae
Source: RefSeq, a predicted model, not a curated record
AGACACAUAAUUCGCUCUCAACGAGCCUUCCACGAUUGAAUUCUAUGAUGGAUAUGGGAAGUGAUGUUGAAGUUUGAGCGAGUGGAGGCCUUCUAGCGAUAUUGGAGAAUGAACGGAUUGUUGAUGCCCUUGAACAUAAGGAGUGUGGGAAUGCAUCCAUCUCUGUUGACUCCGUGAUGGAGAUUUCACUAAACAAUUUUCUCAACCUUGAUGGAGCAGCUCAUGAAGCACUGGGGAUAUUUCAGAUAGAUAAACAUCCCAGUCACAUGGGUAUUGGAAGAGCGAAAGAAGGGUUCUCUGUUUUGGCAUGAUGAAUAAGUGUUUGACAACAUUGGGCCGACAUCUCCUGAGAAGCUGGUUCCUGAGGCCUAUACUGGAUCUGGAAAGUUUGAAUGGUCGUCUUGAUACUAUAUCAUUUUUCCUUCGUUCUGAAGAGCUCCUGAAUUCUCUACGUGAAACUUUAAAGUGUGUUAAGGACUUUCCCCAUAUCCUUAAGUUACAGUAAAUUCUUUCCUAUCUCAACCAAUUUUUUCUUUUGUUAACUUAUAGGGCAUUGGAAUUUUGCCUACAUUCUAUGGUGACCCUGCUAAAUAUACCUUCCAGUGUUCUUACGGAAAUCAAUGAAAUAUACAUUACAAAAUAUGACAAUCUCUGUUUAGAAGAGUUUCUCUAAAACUGUGAUUUCCCGUUAGGUAGGAUUUUCAGGUUUCUUUCAGCAUUGCGCAGUAAUUUUGCUAACAAAGCAUUCCUGCGACCUGAGAUAAUUGGAGCACUUUCAUUUUUGUCCCCUCAUAUGAAGAAAUUCAACUCUCCAAGCUCCACAUGCGCCGGCACUGGUUGGUCAGCUUUUCUGAAGAACGUUUCUUCACUCUUGCAUGUGAACAAGAUAUUUGAAGUAGGCACUACUGACGAUCUUUGGGAGUACGCAAAGUUUUUGAAUUUGGACAUCAUUGACAAGGCUAGUUCAGUCCUUGGCACAGAGCUGGCUUAUGUCUAUGAAUUGGUGAUUGGUGUUAUUGAUGAAAGAAGAACUAAAGAGAAAGGUUAUGAGACAAUGGUAAAGGAAAGCUUCUGUGAUGAGUUAGAUGAGCUGAGGCAAAUAUAUGAGGAAUUGCCAGAGUUUUUGGAACUGGUUUCUUUUCAUGUUUCUUCAUUGGAACUUUCCCAUCUUCCAGACCUGUGGAAGGAGAAGCCUGCUCCUUGUGUUGUAUACAUCCAACAAAUAGGUAAUCUUAUUCAUUAUUUUGCCUUCUUUUAUAUGGAUCAUAUAAAAAUGCAGUUCUCUGACACAGAUGGAGAUACAGAAAGGUUCUUCUAUCACACUGCCAAGACACGAGAAUUAGAUGCCCUUCUUGGAGACAUUAAUCACAAAAUUUUGGAUAUGGAACGGGCAAUUAUCAGAGACUUGGUAUCACAUAUACUCGUAUUCUCAGCACAUCUGCUUGAGGCUGUGAAUUUUGCUGCUGAACUUGAUUGCUACUUGUCACUGGCAUUGGUUGCUCGUCAGAACAAUUACGUGAGACCCACAUUGACUGAUGAAAAUCUGCUUGAUAUUCAAAAAGGGAGGGAUGGACUGUCAAUAUGCCACGUCUUGCAGGAAAUGACAGUUGACACUUUCAUUCCAAAUGAUACAACUAUUGUUAGAGAUGAACGUAUAAAUAUAAUCACCGGUCCCAAUUACUCAGGCAAAAGUAUCUUCAUAAGCAGGUCAGUUGCUCUCAUUGUCUUCCUUGCACAUAUUGGAAGUUUUGUACCGGCAGAUGCUGCAACUGUGGGUUUGACUGAUAGGAUAUUUUGUGCAACAGGAAGCAAACUCAUGAUUGCAGAGCAAUCAACCUUCAUGAUGGAUCUUCAUCAAGUAGGCAUGAUGCUAAGGCAUGCGACUUCAAGAUCAUUAUGUCUGCUAGAUGAAUUCGGGAAAGGCCCUCUAAAUGAAGAUGGAGUUGGCCUGCUUGGUGGGGCAAUAAGUUACUUUGUCAUGCGCGAUCAAGCCCCAAAAGUUUUGGUAUGCACUCAUCUGACUGAAUUACUUGAUGAGAGCUAUUUGCUGAAGUCGGAGAAGAUCAAGUUCUACACCAUGAGUGUGCUAAGGCCUGAAGAUGCUUCAGCAGAUAUUGAGGACAUUGUAUUUCUUUACCGGCUAGUUCCUGGUUACACGCUUUUGAGCUAUGGUCUCCAUUGUGCACUCGCUGGUGUUCUGAAGGAAGUGAUUGACAGAGCUGCAUCGAUUCUCGGUAGCCCUGGGAACAAUCAGACCAUUGAUAGAAUGCACAAUGAGAGAAUAUUGGCUCAAGAUCAGCAAUGCAAGAAUGCGUUGGAGAAGAUGCUGGCAUUCAAUACAAUUUGUGGUGUGUCCUCAGAAGCUUCUUUGAGGAAAUAUUACCAUCAUAAUAUCUGAGGCAUGAAGUCAUUCUUUUCUUUGGCAACAGUAUACGCUCAAAAUUCGUAUGUGUAUGUAGGGGACUAGUAGCAGCCGCUUCCAGUGGUUGUUAGAUAUUUUCUUUUAUUCUUCCUCUUAAGAAGAAAAUAAGGAAGAAAACUCUUAGAUUGAUUUAUUCCUCUCUCAAGCCACAAAUUGUUAAUUUACUCUGGAAACUUUAGCAACUUGGCCAUCUGUUUCUUGAUGUGGUUGAUGGCCAGCUUGACUUUGAAUAAUUCCAGUCGCCUCUCCCAUUACAUCUGAACAGCCAUUGCUUCA